Messenger RNA from Fusarium graminearum PH-1, 372 nucleotides. RefSeq lists its product as uncharacterized. The transcript has 2 exons. The coding region runs from base 1 to 372 and encodes 123 amino acids. The record is from RefSeq and is a predicted model, not a curated record. Lineage: Eukaryota; Fungi; Ascomycota; Sordariomycetes; Hypocreales; Nectriaceae.
AUGAUUCCCAAGACCUCCAGUGCCAGCCCUUGCAAAGCCAGUUCCGCGUCCACCGAGACAUCCCUCUCAACAGAGGUGCCCACCUCCACGGCAAUUCCAACAGCUAUCGAGGCCACUCUCGCCAUGACUGAAUCGGAAAGCGACAUUGAGACUUCUACUGCAUCACAAGACUCUGCAACCUCUACCGUCUCGCAUGAAGCCACCCCAACCUCGUUUACAAAUACUGCCUCUGCGACAACUCAACCUACAGCCCCUGUCUUCGUUGAUAUCGAUUGUUCGACAGACUCAGACUGCGUAGCAGCACUGGGGCCUGCUGCACUUGGGAUUUAUGGUUGUGUCGACCUGAUUUGUCAACCCACUGCUGCCCCUUAA